AUGCACCAGAGGCUAGCGGUGGGCAAGACCGUGCGCGUGGGCGACCUGGCCCGUGUGUGGGACGGCAAGCGAUGGCUCGACGGGCGCGUACGCAGCGUGGGCCACGCCACAACGCCAGGCGGGUGCGAGGUCGAGAUAAAGUACGCCGAGUGCGGCUGCGUGGGCAUCCAGCGCGGCCAGUGCCGACACCGGUUUAUCGAGAGCGACUGCGGCCGCCUGUGGGUGCGCGACUGCCCGGCCCUCAGGCGCCAACGGCACCACCAUCAGCAGCAAGCAGCCGCGGCCCACGAAACGGCGUCAUCAGCUCGUGUGUCAUCCACUUCCACAUCGACAACACCGGCCUGGCCGACGGCCAAGUUUCACCAACACCUGAAGCGGAAGCAGAAGAGAGAGGAUGAAGAUGACGAAGAGAGGCGCGCGAGCAAUCUGCCGAUACGGUGGAGGAAUGCGUCGGAUGAACGUGGCGGCUGCGUUAUCAAGAAGCGAAACAGCAAAGUGCAGCUGGGGCGCGGGCUGCCCGAGUGGAGACUGAACGGCAACGAGCGCCAUCGCGAUCUGCAGCACUGCCAACCCGAGUUGGCCACCAACCACACACUCGCCUUCUACCAAUCGGCCAGUAGUGAGCCGAGCCGCAACAACCACACCAUCACCACCGACACACCACUCUCGCCCACGCCCACGCUGAAGCCGACCGACGACGACGCAGAGGCAGACGACGACGUCUGUGGCGGCCAAGCCGACAAUCAACCGCGGGGCAACGUCGUCGAUGCGCAGGACCGAAACCAGAAUCAAUGGCUCGGGCCAAGACAAGAGGCUGCCGGGCGUCGACAACAGGAGAGCGUGGACGGCCGUGAGCGAACGAAGCAGUGCAAGAACCGGAGGAGGAAGGAGCUGAGGCGACAGAUGAUGAAGGAGACGAAGGAGGAGAGAGCAUCGAUCAGCGCCGCGACGGCGGUGGAGAGCGGAUCGCGGGUGGUGUCCCUCGCGGCCUACGAGUGGGUGCGCAUCGAGUCGCGCGGCGUGCUCUGGGUCGAGGAGGGACCCGCCCGGCUG
Acanthamoeba castellanii str. Neff is the source of this 1053-nucleotide messenger RNA. RefSeq lists its product as uncharacterized. The transcript has a single exon. The record is from RefSeq and is a predicted model, not a curated record. Lineage: Eukaryota; Discosea; Longamoebia; Acanthamoebidae. The annotation marks the transcript as partial.